Anas platyrhynchos (mallard) is the source of this 3787-nucleotide messenger RNA. RefSeq names its product unc-13 homolog D (gene UNC13D). The record is from RefSeq and is a predicted model, not a curated record. Gene Ontology annotation, biological process: secretion. Gene Ontology annotation, cellular component: exocytic vesicle. NCBI's taxonomy places the organism in Eukaryota, Metazoa, Chordata, Aves, Anseriformes, Anatidae.
AGGCCCGCGCGCCGUUUCCGUUCGCUCAAAUGGCCGCGGGGAGAUAAGGGCUGUGGUUUCCUCCGAGCAUGUGAACGAGGGGAAGGGAGGCCCCGCUGCACAGCCUGCCUUGCCCCCGCCGAGCUUCGCCCCGGGAUGGAGGCUGCUGGCGAGGCCCCCGCGGGGACCCUCCCCGGGGAGGAGGAGAGCCCCGAGAUGGACCUGUCCCACCGCUUCUCCAAGCAGGAGCUGGCCCUGCUGUACGAGGAGGUGCUCUACACCAUCCGGCACCGCAUGGGCAAGCCCGAGCCCCACCACGUCGCGGACGCCCAGGAGCUCUACGCCUAUGUGCAGAAGGCUUUCGGCAUGGACGCGGAGGAGCACAGGGUCAGCAUGCAGCGGGUCAAGGAGCUGGAGAGCCCGAUUUUUUGCCUGAAAGCAACCGUGAAGGAAGCCAAGGGGAUUUUGGGGAAAGACGUCAGCGGCUUCAGCGACCCGUACUGCCUGCUGGGCAUCGAGGCCAAGAGCCAGGAGCCGGCCCACCCCGACAGCAAGAAGCGGCUGAAGGCAGUGGUCAAGGACCUCAUCCCCGAAGACCAGAUCCAUCGCACACAAGUCAUAAGCCAGACGCUCAACCCGGUGUGGGACGAGACGUUUAUCCUGGAGUUCGAGGACACAGAAACGGCCAGCUUCCAUCUGGACAUGUGGGACUCGGACAUGGUGGAGUCGGUGCGGCACAAGCUGGGCGAGCUGACGGACCUCCACGGCCUCAAGCGGAUCUUUAAGGAUGCUCGGAAAGACAAAGGGCAGGACGACUUCUUGGGGAACGUGGUCCUGCGCCUGAAGGACCUGCACUGCUGGGACGAUCAGUGGUACCAGCUGGAGCCACGGACAGAAACGUAUCCCAACCGGGGCCAGUGUCACCUGCAGUUCCUGCUGACCCACAAGAGGAGGGCCACCACGAGCAGCAGGACGCAGCCCAGCUACACCGUCCACCGGCACCUCCUGCAGCAGCUGGUGUCCUACGAGAUCCUGCAGCACCAGGCCGGCAGCAUUGCCUGGGACGGGGAGCUGAGCCGGCACGCCAGCACCGUGCUGUACCUGCACGCCACGCAGAAAGACCUCUCUGACUUCCACCAGGUCAUGGCGCAGUGGCUGGCGUACAGCAAGCUCUACCAGAGCCUGGAGUUCAACAGCAACUGCCUGCUCCACCAGAUCACCAGCAUCGAGUACCAGUGGGUGCAGGAGCGCCUGAGGCCAGAGCAGAAAGCAGAGCUGGCCGAGUCCUUCCAGUCCUUGCUGACCUACGGGGUGUCCCUCAUCCGGAGGUACCGCAUCAUCUUCCCCCUCUCUGUCGCGAGGUCCACGGAGAGGCUGCAGUCCCUGCUGCGGGUCCUGGUCCAGAUGUGCAAGAUGAAAGCUUUCCGGGAGCUGUGCACGCUCAGCCCUGACCUCCCCAAAAUGGUCUCCGAGGCGCUCAAGUCAGGCACGACGGAGUGGUUUCACAUGAAGAAGCAGCACCUCAAGCCCAUGGUGAAGAGCAUGGAGGAGAACGGCAAAGCCUUGGCCAAACUGCUCCUGGAGGUGAUAGCAGAUCUCCAGCAGUGCCAGAAAACCUGGAAUAAGUUCUUCAUCAGCACCCUGAAGCUGAAUCUCUUCUCCAUCGCCUACGUGGAGCUGGAGAGCCUGGUUGCAGAGCAUGUCCAGGAGCAGCUGCACGAGGUGGACAGCAGCAUGUCCAAGCCCACGGCCGAGAGCCUCUUCCAGCUCUACCUGAACCUGCAGGAGCUCUAUCGGAUGAAGGACUUCCUCCCAGAGAGGGAUGGACCUUUGGCCCUGAGUGAUUUCCACCAGUGGUUCAAGGAAGCCGUGCCCCAGUGGCUGCAGAAAGCCUACACCAUCGCGCUGGAGAGGGCGCAGAGAGCCGUGCAGAUGGACCAGCUGACGCCCUUUGGGGAGCACAACAAGCACAGCACCUCCACCGUCGACCUGUCCACCUGCUAUGCCCAGAUCGUGAAGACCUGGCAGCAGCUCAACUGGCCGGACCCCGAGGAAGCCUUCAUGAUCAUGGUGAAGCUCGUGGAGGACAUGUGCAAAAUCGCCCUGAUGUACUGCCGGCUCAUCAAGACCAGGGCUGAGGCUCUGUCGCUGAGCGAGCAGAACGAGGGUGAAGCGGCCAACAGGCUCUGCAUCGUGGUGAACAACAUCAAGCAGCUGCGGCUGCUCAUCCUGAAGCUGCCAUCGCAGCUGGACUGGGCCCAGCUGGAGCGGCGCACGGGGGCCGUCAUCGACCCGCAGCAGAUCCAGCACACCCUGCACCACCAGCUCGACAGCACCGUGUCCUGCCUGGACCGCGAGGUCCAGGACGUGGUACAAGCCCUGGCCACCAAGCUGGAAGCGGGCAUCGCCAGACACAUCCAGGAGCUCUCAGCCUCCAACGACACCCGGGAGCCUGAGGAUUCCAUCAUCCCCCUCAUGAAGUUCCUGGAGUCAGAGCUGCAGUAUCUCAAUGAGCAUCUGGUCCAGGAGAACUUCAAAAGCCUCCUUGCUCUCCUCUGGCAUCACACCUUGGCCGUGCUGACUGCAGCUGCGGGGCCGCAGACAUCCUCGACCCAGCGCUACAAGAAGCUGCAAUGUGCCCUGAAGAGCCUGGAGCUGUGCUUCCACGCCGAGGGCUGCGGGCUGCCCCUGGAGACCCUGCACAGCGCAGCCUUCGUGUCUCUGGAGAGUCACCUGGCCCUCUGCUCCAGCACCAGCCGCAAGCUGAUCCAGAAAUACUUCAGCAACAGGAUCCAGGAGCAGCUGGAUGCCAGCUCGGAGAAGUACGGGGCCGUGACCAUCAAGGCUCUGUACCGGCCCUCGGAGCAGAAACUGCGCGUGGAGGUGCUCAACGCCGUCAACCUCAUCCCGCUGGACUCCAACGGCUCCAGUGACCCCUUCGUCCAGCUCACCUUGGAGCCCCGGCACGAGUUCCCCGAGGUGGUGGCCCGGACCACCCAGUGCAAGAGGAACGAGCUGCACCCGCUCUUUGACGAAGCCUUCGACUUCUUGAUCCCCCCUGAGAAAUGCCGUCAGGAGGGGGCCUGCCUGCUGCUGACCGUCUUCGACUACGACACGUUGGGGGCCAACGACCUGGAGGGAGAAGCUUUCUUCUCGCUCCGCCACGUGCCCGGGCUGGACGCCGACGAGGACCAGGCGGACAUGGGAUGGGUGCCCCAAACCCGCCUCUCGCUCACCCACCCCAAACCCAGCGGGGACGAGAUCCUCCGGCUGCUGGAGUCCAGGAAGGGGGACAAGGAGGCCCAGGCCUUCGUCAAGCUCCGCAAGCAACGAGCCAAGCAGUCCAAGGAGACGGCGUGAGGGAGGCAGAGAUCCCAAAAUGAGGGGGUCCAGAAGGAGACCUCAGGAGUUUUGACAGUGCUGGAGCCACCCAAGGGAGCUGUGGGGACCACAGCGGGGUCCCUGAGCCGCCACCAGCUCCCAGCACCUGCCUCACCCCGAGCAGUGCCCCCCAUGGGGCUCAGGAGGGUGGGCACACAGUGUUUUGUUUUUUUUUUUGGGGGGGGGCCUCCUUUGCAGAUUAGCAACACUACACGGGGCUGUGGAAGUGUGUGGCUGUCCCUGCCGUCCCCCUCAGCUUGUCACCACCGGCCGUGUCCCCGGCCCCCUGCAAAACCACGUCAGGGCAGCGGGGUUUGUUUGGGGUGGGGUGACCCAUGGCCAAGCCUGCCCUUUUUUUUAUUAUUAUUCUUUAUUUUUUAUUUUUUCCUCAUGGAUAAGCCUUUUAAAUUAAAAGCAACAAAGCCGG